This is a messenger RNA of Megalops cyprinoides (Indo-Pacific tarpon), 1131 nucleotides long. RefSeq names its product transmembrane 6 superfamily member 2 (gene tm6sf2b). Gene Ontology annotation, biological process: regulation of lipid metabolic process; lipid homeostasis. The record is from RefSeq and is a predicted model, not a curated record. Gene Ontology annotation, cellular component: endoplasmic reticulum-Golgi intermediate compartment membrane; endoplasmic reticulum membrane. NCBI's taxonomy places the organism in Eukaryota, Metazoa, Chordata, Actinopteri, Elopiformes, Megalopidae. The transcript is spliced from 10 exons. Bases 1 to 1131 code for a protein of 376 amino acids.
AUGGAUUUGCCACGGGAAGGAUGGAUUUUCCUGUUCUCUCUGUCGGCCCUUGGAGUCCUUUACACCAUGAACAACGUUCCGGCUUUCCAAGAGCCUUUUGUCAUACUGGAAAUUGGAGUAGCUGUUUUGGUGGCUGUAUUCCUUCUGGUUUUCCUUGCAGUCCGUCACAGACCACCCAAAGAUCCACUGUUUUAUGUAUUUGCAGAGUUUUCCUUUACCUGUAUCAUUGACCUGACUAGUGCUUUGGAGUAUGAUGGUUUUGCCUCUGGAUUUAUGGAAUUCUACCGAACAACGGGUGAGCCGUAUCUGGGCACCGCCUAUGCCAUCAUGAUGUGCUACUGGGAUGGAAUUGUGCAUUUUCUCCUGUACCUCAUCAUGGUGCGGAGAAUGGCAAACAAGAAGCCGUACCGCAGUAUGGGCAUCUUCUGGGCGGGCUCCCUGUUUGCCAACAUGAUCGUCUUCGUGCCAGGAAUUGUCCUCGGUAAAUAUGGCUCAGAAAUCCGUCCUGCCUUCUGGCUCAACAUGCCCUUCCUGUUUGUGCCCAUUGGGGGGGCCAUUGCCCUGUUUCGCAGACAGAGGGAACUGCCAUCCAUUUCUACAGCCAAGAUUGAGCGUGAUCAGAGAAAAAGUCUGUUCUCCCGCCCUUUGGACAUGCUUCUGAUAAUUUUGCUGCUGGGUGCCAUUGGUGUCACCCUCUUCAGGGGCUUUGUGGCUCUUAAUUGUCCUCUGGACGUCUGCUUUACCUACAUUAACAAGUAUGAGCCCUAUCUGAAGGAUCCAGUGGCCUAUCCUCGGGUUAUGAUGCUACUCUUCCUGUUCUAUGCAACACCCCUGCUGGCUGUGUUUACGUAUGGGCUACGGACACCUGGCUGUACCUGGAUGCUAGACUGGACUGUGUUCUUUGCUGGAGCUGCAGCUCAGUGCCAGUGGUCCCACAUUGGGGCAUCUCUGCACCCACGCACCGCGUUCAUGUACCGGAUCCCGAAGGAGGCGUGGUGGCCCGUCAUCGCGCUCAACCUGCUGUAUGCGGGGAUUCCCCAGAUACUGGCCCUGCGCUGCACCCGCAGCCCCUCCUUCUUUAUGAAGCCUGUACCCGAGGGGCAGGGCAAUCACGAGAAGAAAUACACCUGA